Molecule: messenger RNA, 3474 nt
Organism: Canariomyces notabilis
Lineage: Eukaryota; Fungi; Ascomycota; Sordariomycetes; Sordariales; Chaetomiaceae
Exons: 7
Biological process (GO): subtelomeric heterochromatin formation
Cellular component (GO): nucleus
Source: RefSeq, a predicted model, not a curated record
CGACUUCCCUUCACUCAUUUUCUCCCACCAACAUCACACUCUGCAACGCGCCGCCCCGGCCCCAACUCGCGCCCACUGAGCCCAGUCCAAGUUGAAAACCAAGACAAUUUAAAGCAUCUGCACCACGCGCAGAUCAUCAGCCUUGCAUGACCACUCGGCCAGGUUCCUCUCUCCUCUCUCUCUCCACCUCCACCCAACCCGCCACAGACCGCGCGAGCCGCGGGCCACAACCACCUUGGGCUCCGGGGGCCACCACAACGCGUCUCAAUCGCCCGCAUAGGCGCGUCUAACACCACUUAGCUUCUCGACUUUGCUGUUCUGAUAUUUCCCGGUUACGAGGCUGUGAUAUCAGCCUUGCAGCUGUUUUUGGGUUUUCUUCCUCGCCCGCCCAUCGGCAUGGUCCUCUUCAAGCGCAAGCCGGUGCAGUUCCUGCCCGUGCCUGAGAUUGAGGAUGAGAACCAGGAGGUCUGGCAUAUUCCCCAGACCGGCGAGGUAUUUCUUACAUACGAGGACUACUUGAACAGACUCGACUUUUAUAAACAGAAGCGCUUUAUAUGCACCAUCACUGGCCACUCCGGCCUCACCUUCUUUGAUGCGCUCGACAGCGAGCUCGCCGGCGCUGCCGAAGUAGACCAGGCAUUUCCCGAGGCACUCAAAGGCCCCAUCCUCCGUCGCGUCCAGUUUCGGACCGUGUCCCGCAUCGACACCCUCGUCGACCAGAUCUAUGAAGAGUUCAAGAAUGACUACUACCCCGGCGAGGCCGUUACCGUCCACAUCCUGGGCGGCGAGAGACUACACGGCGUGGUGCGGGAUAAGACGCGCUUCGGCAGCAAGGUCCUUCCAGACGGCACUGUCACACCGCCCUUCUCGCGCUACUUUGUCAGUUUGGAUCAGCGUCCCGACGAGGAGGCCGUGGUGGAUGACGCCCACAUAUUCCGCGACCGCAAGGUCUUCACCAAGUCGGUACUACGGUCCUUCAUCAAGAAGACGGUAACGAGGGAGGCCUGGAAUGGCGCCCCGUGGUUGGUCAAGCAUGACGUUGCCGAAAAGUAUCACAUUGACACACGCGUACCGCCCCAUCUGCGCUACGACAAUAAGCUUUUGGAGCGGAAGCAGAUGCAGGCUCAGAAGAAGCUGUCGCAGCCAGACCCGAAUCCACCAUCGGGGCCCUUCAGCCCCACCGGUCCGGUCCGGCUGCCGGAGCUGAAGCCCGCGCCCAAAAGCCACAAGUCCAAGGCGCAACAAGCCCUGCAAGCCCAGCAACAUGGCUCCAUCAAGGGCAAGCAUAGCACGUUUGGAGGGCACGAACCGGGCCAAUUUGUUCACCUGCCGCUCCCAGGAAACCCCUUUCAGUUCCCAAUGUCCUUCCGCGGCCCAAUGCCCCCGCCAAUCCUCCCACAGCGGGAGCCGUCGCCGCCCCCGCCGCCGCCACCCCCGAAGUACCCCAUUGAAGACUUGCAGUUGGAGCCCCGGGGGAAAGUCCGGCCGUUGCUCAACUACAUGUGCAGUGACCCGCCAGUUAACGUCAUAGCCGAGGGCAAGUCCCCCUUGGGCGACAAGAUCUUGAUGAAGUCAAUAGGACCGCUACUCGAGACGUGGGACACGCUAAACGUCUACUGCGAAAUUUUCAAACUGGACUCGUUCACUUUUGACGACUAUGUAGAAGCUAUGCUGGUUGCCUCUGAUACGAACCCCGUCCAGCUCUUUGACGAGAUACACUGCGCGGUUCUCAAAAUACUCGUCAGUUCCGAGUCGGAAGGGGGUAAGGUUCAGAUCCAGCUGCCAGAGCUGGAAGAUGAAGAGGAGGACGACGAGGAAGAGCAGGAUGAGGAUGCGGAACAAGAAGACGAGACCAACGUGCCUACGCCUGAACCGGAACCCCAACCGUCGGGCCGCGCUACCAGGAGUAGCAUGGCCAAGUUGGAGGCGGAACGAUUGGCAGCGGAGGCUGCUGCCGCCGAGAAAGAACAGCAAGAGGCUGAGGACGCACCGAAACACCGCGCUGAGGAAGUACUCCGGGGCUACGACUGGAUUGAACACCUUAAGAAGCGCGAUUUCAAGGACGGUGGCUGGCAGCUGAUCAUGGUCGGGCUCUUGCACCAGUUAUCGAAAAAGGAGCGGCUACACGCCAGCUGCGAGGAGCUUUUACAGCAACUGGUUCCGACCGACAUCGAGCCCAGCCAGGAGACGGUACGCCAAAGAUAUGCCGCCCUCGAUGUCAACUACCGCGUCCAGGCGCUGCAAAUCAUCUGCAUGCUCACGGCUGAGACCAAGGCCAUCCGCGGCUACAUGGAGGAUUGCAGCGAGCAGAUGACAGCGUAUAGGAAAGAAAAGAUUGAAUGGCAGAGGAAGCGGAAACAACUAAUCGAGGAGCUGAAGGGUCUUAAUGACCAACGCAAAAUCCUCUUGCCGGACAACUUACCCCCAAGCCCGCCUCUGGAGCCAGUGAAAGUGAACGGGGAUGUCAAGAUGUCAGACGUUGAGGAUGUGCCGGCAAACACGUCGGAAGAAGUCCCGGACACAGACGAUGACAUGCCAGCCAGGAAACUCCGGCGGGGCAACGAUCGUGCGGCCGAACGCAAACGCAAGGCUGAAAAAGAGCAAGAAAGAAAGGAGAAGGCCGAGGCGGCGGCCAAGGUGCCGAAGCAAUCGAAACAGUUCCAACGAGUGCUCAAGGACAUCCAAAAGAAGGAGGACGAAAUUGCCGAGUGCGAGCGCGAAAUCGCCGUCAUCGACAACGAUCUCCGUGAGGCCGACUGCCCGCGCACUCGCGUGCUGGGCAAGGAUCGCUUCUGGAACAGGUAUUAUUGGUUCGAGCGCAACGGCAUGCCCUACGGCGGGCUUCCCAACAGCUCAACCGCCGAGGCCGGCUACGCUAAUGGGUGCAUCUGGGUGCAAGGCCCGGACGAACUGGAACGCGAGGGCUACAUCGAUAUGGCCCCCGAGUAUCAGGACGAGUACAGGGCCAAGUUUGACAUGACGGUUCCCGAGAGGAAGAAGCUUGAGGAGGGCGACACCAGCGUGUACAAUGCCUGCCAGUGGGGUUAUUACGCCGAUCCGAAGGACUUAGAUGCCCUCAUAAACUGGCUUGACCCGCGAGGGUUCAAUGAGCUGAAGCUGAGGAAGGAGCUGGUCAACUACCGGGAUAAGAUCAUCAAGAACAUGGAAAACCGGAAGGCAUACCUUGGCAUACCGAAUGACGAGAAGAAGGUGGAAGACGGGAAGGAGAAGGAGGCGGAGCGGGAGCAGGAAGUGGUGGCUGUGGCCGCGCCUGUGGGUGGAAGCAACAAACGCAUGAGUACCCGGGGCAGAAGCGCCGCGGCAACGGCGACCACCACUGAGCAGGACCACCCACCAGCCCCUGCGUAUCGGUGUAUGAAAUGGCAAAACACAAUGGCACUGGACGAGAUUGGGCACCUACACAGCAUGGAACCGCCCCCGGCGAAGUCGAAAAAGCCGACAAAGAAAAAGGAG